Paecilomyces variotii is the source of this 1848-nucleotide messenger RNA. RefSeq names its product putative MFS multidrug transporter. The transcript has 2 exons. Gene Ontology annotation, molecular function: transmembrane transporter activity. Lineage: Eukaryota; Fungi; Ascomycota; Eurotiomycetes; Eurotiales; Thermoascaceae. The coding region runs from base 76 to 1782 and encodes 568 amino acids. Gene Ontology annotation, biological process: transmembrane transport. The record is from RefSeq and is a predicted model, not a curated record.
UACAUCUGAACUGGAUACCAUCACCAUUGAUUCGGCGCCGAAGAAUAUCGUGGACAGUCCCUUCCAUGAAGCAAGAUGGCUGAGCCAGAUCGCAGAUCGUCCCUUUCGGGACAUACAGUGAAUGAUGUGGAUGUCAACAGCACUCUGCCAACAUACAAGAUCGAUAUCGGAAAGAACCAGCCUGAAGAUGACCCGAUUGAGAAACGAGAAGAUGCGGCAGUGGAAACGAAAGAAACGACAACCGAAGAAGAACAAUACCCCGGAGCCUUUUCCCUCACGUUUAUUGUCAUAGCCCUCAUCCUGGCCAUGUUCUUGGUCGCACUUGAUAUGACCAUUGUCGCCACGGCGAUACCAGAAAUCACAGACCAAUUUCACUCCCUUGAUCAGGUUGGUUGGUACGGUUCGGCUUUCUUUCUGACGCUGGCGUCAUUUCAAUCGACUUGGGGUAAAGGAUACAAAUACUUCACGCUGAAGAAUACAUUCUUGCUGUCGAUUUUCAUAUUCGAGAUUGGCUCCUUGAUAUGUGGUGUUGCUCCGAAUAGCACUGCCCUGAUCGUCGGCAGAGCCGUUGCUGGUGCUGGAGCCGCAGGCAUCUCCAGUGGCGUGUAUACUAUCAUCGCUUUCUCGGCACCUCCACGCCAGCGGCCUGCGUAUACCGGUAUCCUUGGGGCAACAUAUGCGGUUGCAAGUGUCGUUGGUCCUCUUCUUGGUGGGGUUUUCACAAGUAAUGUUACUUGGCGGUGGUGUUUCUAUAUAAACCUUCCCAUCGGUGGAGUGAGUGCGGCAAUCAUUGUGUUUCUCUUCAAAAACCCCCCAGCUGCCCGCCCUGCCCAAGCAAGCUGGAAAGAGAAGCUCCUACAAAUGGAUCUCCCAGGCACAUUCACUAUCAUGGCAGCUGUCGUGUGCUAUCUGCUUGCUCUCCAGUGGGGCGGUGUCUCAAAGGCCUGGAAUAGCAGAGACGUCAUCGGGGUUCUUGUCGGCUUCGGAGUCCUCGUGAUAGUCUUCGUUAUUAUCGAAUGGAGGAUGGGUGAGCGAGCGUUGAUGCCCGCACGAAUCUUGAAACAGCGCAACAUCCUCGUCUGCUGCUUAUACGUCCUCUUCGUGGUCGGACCGAUGUUCAUCCUGAUUUACUACUUACCCAUCUACUUCCAGUCGAUCAAGAACGUUUCAGCAUCCGAGUCGGGAGUUCACAAUGUUCCCUUCAUCCUGACCGUCAGCAUCUUCACAAUUAUCUCCGGCGGUCUGAUCACUGCCUUCGGCCAAUUUGGCUAUUUGAUGAUCAUCGGCUCUGUGAUAGCAACCAUUGGUUCUGGGCUCAUCUAUAUGUUUGACAUCAACACCGGACCAGGUAAAUGGAUCGGAUAUCAGAUUGUUGCCGGUGUAGGAACCGGACUGGCAGGUCAGAUCUCAAUCAUCGUGAACCAAGCCUCUGUCGAACCGUCCGAUCUUGCCACUGUGUCCGCAGUGACGCUUUUCCUCCAGACCAUCGGCGGUGCAUUCUGGGUAUCAGCCGGCGAGUCAGCCUUCAUCAAUCGGCUGGUUCAGAAGCUACCCGACACUGCACCCCAUGUGAACCCGCAACUCGUUGCUGCUGUUGGUGCCACCGAUCUUCGCAAGGUGUUUAGCCCUGAGGAUAUCCCCGGUAUCCUACUGGCAUACAUGGACGGCCUGAAGACUGCAUUCAUUCUGGCUAUUGCUCUGGGAGGAGUCAGCGUCAUCGUCUCCUUGUUUCCUCGAUGGGUCAGUUUGAAGGGCAAGGCCGUUGCAGGCGGAGCUGCAUAAAGGGCGUUUAAUUGGUAAUGAAGGCGCAUAAUAACUAUAUCCGGUAUAGAGAAUUUCACGUCAGCA